This is a messenger RNA of Cladocopium goreaui, 2052 nucleotides long. NCBI's taxonomy places the organism in Eukaryota, Dinophyceae, Suessiales, Symbiodiniaceae. The record is from the annotation of a GenBank genome assembly.
AUGGCCAUGGAGGAGGACGUUGCAAAGAUGAGCUGGGACCGAAAGCGCAACUUGAAUCGCGACGAGCUCAAUGGAUACUAUCGAGAGCGCUUCAACCAAGCAGCAGAGCAAAGGCGUGUGAGGAUGUACGACAGGGCCUGGGACGAAGUCAGGAAGAGAGAAAUUGCCCAAGGGGCAAAGGCCCGAGCGACCCGAGCCACGGCCCAGACGGCACAGGCCAACGUGACCAAGAACCUCUCGACGCCAGCACCGACGCCGCUGGCUGAGGAGGGUUGGGGAGGAUCUGGGACGCCCUAUGCUGGAAAAGCCCAUGAGAACAUCCCCGAGUUCAGCGGCAGAGCGAAUGCGUACAAGGAGUACCGCAAGAGGCUGACACUGUAUGACAAGAAGAUGUCAUUGGCUGGCGGUGGCAAGGAGACCGCCUUCAACGUUGUGAGCUCGUUGAAGGGGCGUGCAUGGGACGCAUGUGAGGAUUUGGAGAUGGCGACCUUGGAAGGUGCCGAUGCGAUGAAGACAGUGCUGGAGAGGUUGGACCGGGUGUUCAAGUAUGAUGCACUGACGGAGCUCCCUGCAGACUUCGAAGCAUUCUUCGUGACUUUGAGCCCCAGAAGGAGCCAGAGCAUUCAAGAGUACUCAGCUGACUUUGAGCGAGCGCUGAGGAAGCUGGAUGCCCACAACGUGCAGUUGCCCGACAAGGUGAUCGGAUGGUGGUACCUACGGCGUGCUGGAAUCUCCAAAGAGCAACGCCAGAUGAUCAUGAGUCACCUUGGAUCGUCUCAAAUCUCACUGGAGACCAUGCGGCGAGGGAUGAACUUCAUCAUUGGCCAGGACACCGUCCCUGACACUCAUGCCAAGACUCACACGACUUCACGUUGGAGCCGUGGUGGAAAGGAGCCAAUCUUCUACGAAGAGGAUGCUGACGAUGGUCAUGGCUGGGACGAGGAUGACUACGAGGAGGGUGAUGCAUACUGGUUCGAUGAAGGAGCCGCCUACUAUGACGAUGAUGGUGAGGAGGAGACGGAUGAAGCCUAUGCUGCAUUCGAUGAUGCUGCAGCGGAGUACGACGAGAUUAUGGCCAACUACGUUGAGGCAAAGCAGAGCCUACAGCAACUGCGAGUGUCACGUGGAUACUUCCCUGUGGUUGCACUUGGACCUGACGUCAAAGGAGGAGGACCUUCCAAAGGAGCUGUUCGGAAGGGCAAGUCCAAGGGCAAGGGCAAGUCUUUGCAAGCAGAUGCUGAGACCGCAGAGCUCCGAUGGCUGGCAAGAUUGGUGCUAGCAAAUGCCUACAAUGUGGACAAACUGGCUGACGAUGCGGAGGUUGGUGAUGUGCACAUGGUGGAGGAGACAGGCGUGAUCGACCUGACCCUGGACCAGACCUCUGAUGCAGCCAUGCCCGACUGUGGAGCCGCUUCUGUCCUGACCUCAAGGAUGCAAUUGCUGAAGUAUGUCAAGUUCCUUGUGGAGGCCAAGUACAAUGUGAAGGACAUUCCAGUUUGGAAAUGUCAAAAGGGCUUCAGAUUUGGCAACGGAAACCUGAACAGCACGACUUGGUGUGCUCUUGUGCCCACUUUCUUUCAUGGUGCAAGGCGCGACGUCUUGAUCUACAUCAUUGACGGGAAUGCGCCGAUCUUGCUGGGACGGCCCCUGAUGGAGGCACUUGGCAUCAGCGUGGACUAUGCCAACGGUCUGAUCAGAGUUGGAUCAGGACCCUGGUCCCGAGCAGAGCGUGGAGCCAAGGGCGAGUUUGUCAUCCAUCUUGCUGCCGACAUUGGGGAACUGUGCAGUUCAGAGCCAGUUCAGGCUUUCAUCCCCGAUGACUUCGACAAGCACGUACAGCCCGAGAAGUACGGAAUCGAUCAGUUGAAUCAUGGUGACCUGAUCUUCAACAUGGAUGAGCAAGAGCCCAAGAACACCGCACAGGUUGAUGAACAAUCUCAACAACAUUUUUCCUUGAAUUCACUUGCAAGUGCCAACGCUGAACAGAUCGACCCCCGAGCUGUGAGUUUCACCAACGACAUUUUGUCGAACAACAACUCUGCAGAGCCCUAG